AUGGCGACUGCAACGCGUGUCGAAGAACUUGCCGUCCUGUUUUCUGAUCUCCGCGAAAAAUCAUUGAAAAGCGGUGAAAAUGUGGAUAACAUUCGAACAGAAUUUCUACGGCAGGUCGGAACUGGUCGUGCACAAUCGAGUUGUUUUAACAAGAAAAGCUUGAAAUGGUUCGUGAUUGUUGUUCUACCUGUUGUUUUGGCUUUUGCUGGUUACUACUUCGACGUGAUCGAGCUGCUGCAUGUUAGAGAAGAACCGUGUCUUUUGAACGUCAAUGAAAUUUUCAUCGAGGUCACAAGAAAACGAACAAACUGCACUCUGUUGUGCGAAGGUUUGACCGAAAUUCCUCGGGUUUCUGGCUUAUCAAAGCAAGAUUUCGCUGCAAACUAUGCCUACACCGGAAGACCCGUCGUAGUCGUCGACGGUGCGAAAAAUUGGUCAGCCAUUGAUCGCUUUAACUUUACGUUCUUUAAAGAACUCUUCGACAAGAACAAAGACGCGUAUCGAGUGAACGAGGAGGAGUGUCAGUUCUUUCCCUACAGAACUGAUUUUUUUUCUCUUGAACAGGCCAUGAAUAUGUCGAAAGAAAGGUCAGAGUGGAAAGCAGAACCAUGGUAUUUCGGAUGGUGAGUUUUGAAAUUAAAAUGUAAGAAAAUAACAUCGAACAAUACGAUUGAAGUUGAAAGCAGCCGAGUAUAUUGAUGUUAGAAUAGCCAUUUGAUUUUUCAAAUUAGAUAUUUAACCCGGGCAGCUGGUACGUGACUAUGGUGACAUAUUUUGUUUCAAUUCAAAAUUAACCGUGUUCUUUGACAAAUCAAACAAAAAUUUUAAAGUCAGAUUUUCAGUGCUCUUUGAUCUCUCAGUGAGUAUAGUUUGAACACCUGUCGAAUGGUUAAGUAAAAUUUCUUGCUGUAUUUAGGCAGCUGUCGUUUUAAAAGGUUUAUACUCAUUUCCAUGUAAAAAAAAAAACUACUAAUGGUGAACUAAAUUGAUGUGAAGUAACACUACUUUAAUUUUUAAAGUUUUUUGUGUACUUUUCGUUUUUCCAUUAAGGUAGAUUUCAUCGUUAAUUUUUUUUUCUUAAUGCAACACAGGAUAUAAACCCAAUUACUGAUGGACUCGUUUUUAACAGCCUUCAUUAAGUCAGAGAAAUUAGCUUCCUGUUCAUUGAUUCGUGUCUUAUUUUCUUCGGAAUUGUAAUGGACUGUAGCACAUCUGACUGUCUAAUUUGUCCUUUCUCUCUGCUAUACGUUUUCUUGGUGUGAUAUCAUUAGUAUGUUUAGGUAAGUCUUAGAAUUUGAUGUUAUAUCAAAACAGUAUCCAUUACUUCACAAAGAACUGUUUUUCUUUACUAUAAUCACAAUAAGGCUAUUUGGAAGUGAAUUUGCCUGAGGAGUUACCUUUUGCUAAAAUUUGAACUCCAAGCAUUGUAGACUUGAUCUAGUCGUUUCUUUCAUUUGAAAGGAAUUGGCUCGGCACUUUAUCAACUUAGCAUACAAGUUUUGUUUGUCUUGGAGGACAAUAAAGAAUAAAAUUGAAAAAUUUUAAUUUAACUUUUAAGCACCAUAUGGUUUGCUACCUAGCCCUUUAAAACAACAUUUCAUUUUGAAACUCAAAAAGAACAUUUUGUUCAUCAGAUUUACAGCAUGAAUAUUUGAAAGUUGCAGUUUUCAUGAUUACCUGCUAGCAAUACAAAAAAAAUCAUGUGUUCUGAUCAGCUACCCAAGCAGGCAAGAUGGGCCAAUCUUUCCCACAAGGGAUUGCCUGCUGUGAGUUACUAAAGUGGAAUUUGUCUGAGAGUGUAUGAUAUUGAUAAAUUUUCAAGUGAAUAGGUCUUGUUGAUUCAGUAUUUCCCAAAAGUUGACAGAGGGCUCUUUUUACUGGCUUGGAUUUUGCUCCCCUCCAGUUUGUCCUGUCACAGAAACUUUGAACCUUAUCAGCAGUAUGUCUUUGGUUUUCAGGAGCAACUGUGACCCUGUAAUCAGACAAGAAUUGCGCACUCAUUAUCAAUUACCAUAUUUCUUGCCAAAACAAUCAGAAACCAGUGAACAGGACUGGAUUUUCAUGGGAGGGCCAGGACCUGGGGCUCAGAUACAUGUGAGUUUAUUCUUAUCCUUGGUUACCUGUAUUUGUUCUAAUGUGCAACUCUGAUUAUGUUUCUUACUUUAAAAAUAAACUUCAUGAUGAUUUUUACACUCACUGUCAAUGUUUAUACAUAAUUUGUAAAAAGUUUAAAUUUUAGUAGUGUUUAGGUCACUAAUAGUUGCCGUAUACUUUAUGGUAUACUUAAUCAGGGUAGGAACCAUUCAUCCAUUCUUCGUAAGGUGGCAUUACCAUUAACAAUAGUGACUUUUCUGAAGUGUCAAAUUUUAGAAGGAGGUGUUACCACAGAUACUGUGGAGCCUCUGCAAAAACUUCCCUAGUAUUAAAUUCCAUUAUUUAUGGCUUCAAAUAAACUCGUCUCUUUAUUACUGAGGUGCUUUAGCUUUGAAAAUUUAUUCAGCCUGGUUUAUUGACCAUAAUGUUAACACUUUCUGUUUUGAAGAUUGAUAGCGUGGAUCGUCCAUCAUGGCAAGCUCAGCUGUCAGGACAAAAGAUAUGGACUCUCAUCCCUCCACCAGAGUGUGAACAUGUCUGUACUCCCAAAUUAGCCACCACGAUGAAUAAAGGAGAAGUCAGUAAGUAACAGAGUCUUGUGUUUUUUUUCUGUCCAGGAGGAAACAGCAAAUGACCACAAAGAUAAUAUGAAGGUGGAAACAAAGCAUGAAAUCUGAUACCACCUCUACAAAUACUUUACUUUGAUCACUCUUCUAGUUUGUGCAUUUACUGGACUUUUUAUACAAUUAUGGCAUGGCUUAGAUGAUACCACAUGUGUGAGAUCACUUGGGGUGGCUAUAUUGCCUUACCUCCAUCCUAGCAUCAGUACUGCACUGAUGAGGCCCAGAAGGCCGAAACAGUACUGUCUGCAGUUAGUUAUAUAUAUAUAUAUAUAUAUAUAUACAUAUAUAUAUAUAUAUAUAUAUUUAUAGUUUGCAAGUUUGUUGGUACAAAAUUUAUUUAUUAUUUGGUCUUGUCAAACUGAUUUUUUCCAGCAUGUGCUUAUUGUACACCAGUUUUAUGAUAUAUUAAAUGUUACCCUCCUUUUUGACUCUUAUACGGUUGUACACUGAGAGAAAAUUCAAGUAUUUGAAACCUGCAACCCCACAAAAAACAACCCAUCAACAAUCUGAGAAAAUUUAAUGUUGGUAACGUAAUUAAAACUAGUAAUUCUGUUACAUUUUAACACUGAAAAACCCCACUCCAAACAACAAUUUUCCCAUUGAUGAUAUUGAAUAUUCAUGGGGUUCACUUUUUCAAAAUCUAAAAAUCAAUUUUAAAGUAUACAAAAUAUCCUGUUUUAAUUUGCAGUCAUUGUGGACACAAACCAGUGGUAUCAUUCAACAAAGGUUUUGCCCGGAGAGCUCAGCAUUACUAUUGGUGCAGAAUAUGAUUAAAAGGAUUUCCCUUACCAAUGUGGAUAUUUUUUUCUGAAAACUGUGACUUUUUUUUUUUAACAAAACUGUAUUUUUCAGUAAAGUUUUUUUAGGAACUUGUAAGAUCCAAUUGUUUACAUUGUAAAAUGAAUUGACUAAUAUUAAUGCAUCAUAGUGUAUUGCAAAGGAGAUAAGUAGUUAAUUAUGUAUUAUACAAAAUAAACAAAUAUGAGCAAGAUAUAAUAAAAUGAUUAAAUUGAUAUUAGAGUAAAUAUGUUUAAAAAAUAAUGCAUGUUAAAUUGACAUUAAUUAUUAGACAAGUUGCUCAGAACUUGUGUAAAGAAUACACAAGAUUUAGCUUAAAUGUAGUUGGCUUUUACUCAUGUACUUAACUUUAGAUGCUAUUUAACAAGGUUUUAUUUAAUUGCUUUGCAUCCAGUUUGACAUCCAACUGCCAGCAGCUGCAAUGAUAUGUGUAUCAGUUAUCAGCUUGGAGACCCAGAUAUUGUAAGUUCCAGUUUCAGAAGGGUUUCACUUUAACCAUUACUAUACUGAAGUCUUCCAGUGCUAGUAGUUUGUUCCUGAAACAACAAGUAUAAUCCUAGGUUAUGACUGCUACUACUGACAAAAGAAAAAGUUUCUAGCCUAAAAAAAAAAUGUAAUGGAGAUGAUAGGGGCUUGAACCCAAAUCUUACCCUUCAUAAUAACCACUUUGCCACAUGCCCCUCUCACAACCAUAAGUAGAGCAGCCAUGACACUUGUUUUGUUGUGACAUUAAAAGAGUUUUGUAGUCAUUAAAAAAUGACUGACAAAAAAUUUUAUGAUGUAGAAUAGCAAGGUAUAGGCUAUCUAACUAGGGACUAUGUAGGAGAUGAACCCAGCCUCCUUCAGCGAGGUCUCUUGAAAGUAGAGCAGUCCAACCCAAUUGAGUUGGAGAGAAAUAUUUUUUUGACAUUAAAAUAAUAAAAAGUUGGUAGGAGUAUUUAAUAUACCAUUAGGGCUUCGGUUGAUUAAAGGAGAAAAUAAAAAGAGGAAGUAAUUUGAAAUUAAUCAUGUGAUAGCUAUUUAUGAUAAUUGUGUUACCUUUACAAGAUCUAAAAAAUAAAAUGUGGGUCCUAUGAUAUUGGAGCAAAUUUCUUAGUUUUGUAGAAAAGGCAACCUUCGUGAUAACAUGCCAGACCUUUCGAGGUUACCUACCUAACCUUGUGGCUACAGAGGAUGAUGCUUCACAACCACUCAACCUCAAAAGCUUUUUCAGAAUUGUCUUUGUGAAAUUUGUUUUUUUUUUUAAUUGCACUCUCUGCUUCUCAGAUUUUUAUUCUAGAGGGUGACUGCCUUGAAAAUUCCUACAUCUACAA
Pocillopora meandrina is the source of this 4828-nucleotide messenger RNA. NCBI's taxonomy places the organism in Eukaryota, Metazoa, Cnidaria, Anthozoa, Scleractinia, Pocilloporidae. The record is from the annotation of a GenBank genome assembly.